This is a messenger RNA of Capronia epimyces CBS 606.96, 3309 nucleotides long. RefSeq lists its product as uncharacterized. Bases 1 to 3309 code for a protein of 1102 amino acids. The record is from RefSeq and is a predicted model, not a curated record. The transcript is spliced from 2 exons. NCBI's taxonomy places the organism in Eukaryota, Fungi, Ascomycota, Eurotiomycetes, Chaetothyriales, Herpotrichiellaceae.
AUGUUGUUGCCAUACUCGGGGACUCAGAAGGCGGCAUUGGCCUUGCUCAUGGCCGAUGCCGUCUUCGGCAAUCCAUUGGCCACAAUCCAUCCAUGCCCAGGUGUCGACAAGCUCUCUCUCACACCCAUCACGGUCACCUCUCAGUACCAACCGGUGUCGACAUGCCAGCCCACCACCGGCUGCAUUAAGGGUAAAUGCUCGACCACCUACCCUUUCGUCACCUUUCCUUGGGUGUCCACCGUGGUGCCCUGUGGUUGGGACGGAACAACCUCUCAGACGACCACGGUCACUGCGGUUGACCAGCCUGUGAGAGUUUCCGAGCAUCUGGAAACACUCACUACAGUCACAGCCGCUCCCACAGCCGCCAAACGCAGCUGGAUCGAUUGGUUGCAUAAGGAGGCAGAACACCAGGAUGUCACUGUCUACGAAACUGUCAGCAGACGCGCCAUGGUACCUUUCCGGGAAGCUGGCCCACUGUGCGUUCCUGGCUGGGAGGGCAGCGGUCUUUGCCAAAAAUGCCACCAGCAGCCAGAUGGCAGCCGCUACCAGCUCCUCGAUAUUGUCGAAUGUCGAUCUGGCACCAGCGCCUCUGGUAAGAAGUACAAGAAAUGCUCCGAAUGGUACGAGACCUUGAUCGAGCGUCCUGCGCCAACUUCCACCGUCACCGCCGUCGCUCUCUGCUCCAGCCAGGGUAAUAUCCCCGGCGCUGGCACCUACACCUGGACCUUUCCUCAAGUCGCCCCUCCGGUCACCAUUACGGCUCCAGCAAAGACGGUCACGGUCACGAUUCAGGGGCAAGAGGUUGUCAGCGUCACUCCAAGGAAGGUGUAUGCCGUGCCUGGCCAGUCAUGGAAUGCUUACGUGACCAAAUCCUUCUCUGGUGCCACCACUUUCAACUUUAAUAUCGAGAUCACCAAGAUCAUCAUUGUCAACAUCCCCUAUGCGACUCAACAUGGAAAGAGUACCCGUGUUCCGAUUCCCACUGGAUCUUCCGGCGAUGGCUGGUGGCCACUACCAGAGACUGACAACAACGGCAACGCCUACUAUGGUGGUGGUGCAGGCUGGGUGGAUUGGGCGGUCCCGGGCGCAACCACAUCGGCCGCACUUGGUAUUUCGUCGUCCUCCACGACCACUGCUGUCGACAGCCCCGUCAUGUUCACCACCUCAACCACUUCAGCCGGUGCCGAUACUGGUCCGAUUGGGGGAUCUGCCACCACUAGCUCGUCGACCAUGGGCCAGGGCGUUGAUGACAUUGGGGGGUCUAUAUCGUCGAGUUCUUUUUCGACCGCCUUUCUUACAUCAGCAUCGUCCACAACUGGUGGUGACACCGGCCCUAUUGGGGGAAGUGCAAGCACAACAUCGACAUCGACAUCGACAUCCACGUCCGGCGGCGACACCGGUCCCAUUGGGGGAAGUGCCACAACAUCAACAUCCACGUCCGGCGGCGACACCGGUCCCAUUGGGGGAAGCGCCACAACAUCAACAUCGUCUGGUGCAGACGUCGGCCCCAUUGGCGGAAGCGCCACAACAUCAACAACCUCUGGUGCAGACGUCGGCCCCAUUGGCGGAAGCGCCACAACAUCAACAACCUCUGGUGCAGACGUCGGCCCCAUUGGUGGGAGUACAACGACCUCGUCGACGUCGAGUGCUGAGGUUGGCCCAAUUGGUGGUUCUACCACCGCCACAACCUCGUCGACCUCGGGUGCAGAGGUUGGCCCGAUUGGUGGUUCGACCACAUCCAUGGGAUCAUCGACAUCGAGUGCAGAGGUUGGCCCAGUUGGACAGAGCACGACAAGCUCAUCAACCUCAAGUGCAGAGGUAGGCCCGAUCGGAGGCUCUACCACAACUUCAGGACUUGCCACUACGACAACAGCUACUAGCCCGAUCUGCAACUUGAAUGCGAAUGUUUGUCUCGACUCUCAACUCAUCACCGCCAAUACCGUCUCGACCGUCACUUGUCCUCUCCUUGGUGGCCUCAUCUGUAGCGUCAAUGACUUGUUGAAUCUGGUGCCUACUUUGCUCGGUGGCAAUCCCAACGUCUUGUCCGUCCUUGUUGGCGGCAACCAGGUCGUCGGUCUGUCUAUCACUCCGGAGCAAGUGGCCGCCGCCAUCAAUGCCGGAGAGCUAAACGGACUUUGCGGUGCCGUCCCGCCAGUCACCGUUCUCGUCAAUGAUCCAACCUGUCCAAUCAACCCGACCACAGGCACCACAACUUCGUCCUUGAGCUCAACCCUGCUAGGCACAUCAACCACCACCACUCCAUUAAUUGUCAUAUCCGUGGGCAGUUCGUCAUCGGCUGUUUCGCAAGGUACUACAACCCUGGGUCUAAGUUUACUGUCGACUACAACGGGACUGGGUGCCACAACUACCAGUGCCAUUUCCAGUGCCGCAACCACCAUCACUUCCAGUGUCGGAACUACCAUCGCUUCCAGUACAACAUCUGCCGCUGCAACCACAUCUACAUCGGCUGGCCCCAUAUGCAAUUUGAACGCCAACAUUUGCUUGGACUCACAGUUGAUUACUGCAAACACUGUCGUGACUCAAAAUUGUCCACUUGGAACCGGCGUUCUUUGCACGACCAAUGACUUGCUGAGCUUGGUUCCUGCCCUCUUGGGCGGCAAUCCCAGUGUGGCAUCGGUGCUGGUGGAAAACAACCAAGUUCUGGGGUUGAGCAUCACUCCAGCAGCCGUGCAAGCUGCAAUCAAUGCCGGCCAAUUGAAUACCGUUUGCUCGGCUCUGCAGACCACAACCGUCACCCUGUAUGACCCUACGUGUCCUAACAACCCGACGACCUCAUCGACCACUCUCAGCAGCCUGACCACUCUCGCCACCUCGACCAGCCCGACAUCAGCCACUGUGACCACAUCGGUUCUCUUGACUACUACAUCUGCCGCCACGACCACGUUGACGCAAGCGACUACAACCACCAGUGCCGUCACCAGCAGUACCACUACCGCUGCCGCACAGUGCGGUGUCGCCGUGACUCUCUGUGCCGGUCAGACCCUUGCCGAUGUUGGCCUCUCCACUGUGACUUGCGACACUGGCGUCUCCGGACUCCUUUGCAGUCUCACUCAGGCUCUCCAAUCGGCCGCAAACGUAUGCGCAGGAACUUGUGGCGUCAUCGGAACAUCUACCGUCGGCGGUGCGGACGUUGGCUUGAUAGGCAACACCAACAUCCAGGCAAUUCAGGCAGCUGUUGGCGCCGUGCCCAAUUGCCAACCUGGUGGAGACCAAGUGGCUCUCAGUGAUCCUGGAUGUGACGGCCAGGUUCUCAGGCGAGCAGUAUAUGGUCGAGCUCGUCGAUAUUAG